UUCUCGACGAUACUCUUGUUCGUUUUAACGGUUUAACCGAAAGAAACAAAACUCGAUGGUAGAACGAUUCGCAUUUUAUUUGUGUUCUCAUUUAACCAUUUAAUUUUCCAAUGUUUUAUUCACACGAGCUCCUCUCUCUUCGACGAAGGGGUAAAUUUGCGCGAUGCUGGUUGGCCGCGACUAUCAGCGAGAAAAUAUUUAAAAAAACUGUAAAUCAAAAGACGCUUGAGAAGAUUAAAGUAGCUUAUCUCUGUGAGGAGAUCUUGUCAGCGAUCGAGGUACGCGGUGACAGGAUCCAUUACAGAAUGAGUCUUUACCUUGUCUCCCAGUUAAUGUACGGCGCGACGAAAAUACUGUUUUAUCAAACACAACUUCUUCAAGAUUUUUUAUUUGGACAAACCUCAAGCUUGUCACAUAAGAAAAGGGAUAAUGAUGAGUUUACUUUAGAAAUGGCUUUAAAUGAACCAAAUGAUCCUCCUACAAGGCAGAUGAUCAAUGAUCAUGUAUCACGAAAAUUGCAUCUCAUCACAGAAAAACCUUACUCUUUCGUUAUGAACCACUUGAUACAAGAUGAAACGAAUUUCGGAGUAAUGACUGAUUUUGACCUGGAGAAUUUUAUGUUACCUGAAGAAGAAGACCAGUUCCUGAACGAAAUACGAAAAAUUGAUCAGAGACAGUCACAACAAAUUAAUGAUAGCAUUGUUGAUAUACGUGACAUCGAAUUUAUCGAGUCUAAAAAAGGUCACGGAGAUAGUUUUUCUAAACAGGAUCAAAGAGAGUUUUUGGUGAUCCAUGAUGACCAAUUCAAAAAACCAGUUCCUGGAACUCCUAAAAAAAGGGCUUCAAAAUCUCUUCCUGGAACUCCUUCAAAGAAAAGAAAGAUUAGUUCUAAAGAACUUACACCUCCACAUACAUCUGUGGAAGUACCAGUUGUAGAUGUACACGAACUACAAUCUGGAGAAGUAGUUCCACCUCCACAUACAUGCCAGGAAGUACCACUUGUAGAUGAACUACAACCUGCAGAAGUAAUUGCACAGAGGCUUGAACCUAUACAAGUAACAGAUCUUGAAUUGCAACCUUUUAUUCAUGAACAUGUAGAAUUAACAGGGGAUACAAGAAAAAGAAGAAUUAGAAAGAAACUUUACGAUAAAGAAACUAUGUUAAGCAAUAACGUAUUACGAAACGCGAUUGGAAAUGUUGCUAUUCAUACAGUGGAACAUUAUUCGCAUAUUCCUAAUAACGCUCUAUCAGCUAAGAAAUAUUUAACACAGCCUGCAUUAAAAUUCUUAAACAGACCAUGGGCAGAAAUUUUGAUCAAACUUUUCGAACGUCAUCUUGUAAUACCUUCAGUCACCCAAAAUGAAUUUUCGAAUCUUCAAAUUGACGAAACAGAACUGAAUGAAACUCUACGUCCGGAUCCGACGAGUAAAUUGGACAUUCAAGAGGUUGAAAUAUCGAGUAAACUUGCAAUAAUCGAGCCAAAUGAUCAUUCUAAGACAAUAAACAAAACACAACCUCGAGCCUCACUACCGCACAACCUCCCUAUCGCGCUUACGCACUCAGCAUAUGUGCCCGGAGAGCAACAGCAAGAGGAGAUCACUGGAGUUCCUCCAGAAGAGGUUACAUUUCCAGAAAUUCCAGCUCUUGAAGAGAAAGUGAGUGAAACCACCAAAGAAUUGGAAAUACAAUUAAAUGGGAGAAAACCACCAAGUAGUACAUCAGGAUCCAUUUCUAGUUAUAGGGUAUCUUUAACAAAAGCAGAAUUCCAAGCAUUGUUAGAAGUCCACUGGCAUCAAAGGAUCAUACCAAAAUUUCACGAUAUAAUUUCACCCGACAAUUACAACAAAUUGGAUGCCUCACAUGCGUUCCUAUACUGUUUGGAACUACAUGCGGAAAAGGUUGUAGUUUUGGAACAGACAAAACCCUACGACACAAUUUCUAUUCAAAGAUAUCCUUGCCACACUUCAGGAACUAGCGACGAAAAUUGUGAAGAUUUACUAUAAAUUCGCAGUAGUUAAGUAUGUAUGCAUAUAUCAAUUACUAAGGACAGUUUAUGAAAUACUUUCUAUGAAUUUACUUUUAUAUUUAACCUAUGAUAUAUUAUAUAUUAUAUAACAUAAAUGUCUGUUAGUAAUAAGACAUG
This is a messenger RNA of Hylaeus volcanicus, 2143 nucleotides long. RefSeq lists its product as uncharacterized. The coding region runs from base 111 to 2003 and encodes 630 amino acids. NCBI's taxonomy places the organism in Eukaryota, Metazoa, Arthropoda, Insecta, Hymenoptera, Colletidae. The record is from RefSeq and is a predicted model, not a curated record. Gene Ontology annotation, cellular component: cohesin complex; synaptonemal complex. The transcript has 13 exons. Gene Ontology annotation, biological process: mitotic sister chromatid cohesion; replication-born double-strand break repair via sister chromatid exchange; synaptonemal complex assembly. Gene Ontology annotation, molecular function: chromatin binding; protein binding.